This is a messenger RNA of Coffea arabica (coffee), 1219 nucleotides long. RefSeq names its product large ribosomal subunit protein uL10c-like. The record is from RefSeq and is a predicted model, not a curated record. NCBI's taxonomy places the organism in Eukaryota, Viridiplantae, Streptophyta, Magnoliopsida, Gentianales, Rubiaceae.
ACCCGAAACAUUACUGAACCGUUUCAGCAACAAAAAGGCCACAAAUCCCUGGAAAUGGAGGCCAAUCUCCUCACCUUACCUUCUUCCAGACCCCCAACACCCACCCUCCCAUCCAAUUCCCACAAUGUUUCUCUAAAAUACCACUUCAGAAACCCCUUCCUCACCACGCACCACCACCACCACCACUGCCGCCGCCCAAAGUUCGCACCUUUAACAAUCCGCUCAGCCAUCAGCAGAACCAAGAAAGAAGAAACUGUUGAAUCAGUCAAACGACAGCUUCAAGGUUGCUAUCUCAUCGCUGGCAUUGGCUAUAAAGGCUUUACCGUGAAACAAUUUCAAGAACUUAGAAGGCAACUCCCAGAAUCCUCGAAACUUCUCGUUGCUAAAAACACUCUUGUUUAUAAAGCCAUUGAAGGGACUCAGUGGGAAGCACUGAAGCCAUGCAUGAAGGGAAUGAAUGCUUGGUUAUUUGUCCAUAGUGAAGAAAUCCCAGCUGCAAUAAAGCCUUACAGGGAGUUUCAGAGGGAGCAAAAGUUGGAAGGGAAUGAUUUUACUGGGGCUGUUUUUGAAGGGAAGUUGUAUGGGCCUGAGGAGUUUAAGGCCUUGGAAUCUUUACCAUCAAGAGCUGAAAUUUAUGCUAAGAUUCUGGGAUCGCUCAAGGGUCCUGCAUCUGCUGUUGUUGGAACUUUGCAGGCCCCUGCUAGGAAUUUGGUUAUGACGCUACAGGCUUAUGUGAAGAAGUUGGAGGAGGAGGGUGGUAGUUGAGGAGAAUAGUUGGUUGCUCUUCUUGUUUUGCUAUUGGCUGUAAUGCCUGCCCUGAAACUUGAAGCUCAGGUUCAUUUGGGGAUUGGUAUGUUUCAUCUCCAUUGCGGAGAUGGUGUAUGGGAACCACAAGAAAUUGAGAGUGGGUACUGGUAUUUUAUUCUCAGACAAGUACAUUUUCUCAAAGGAUUCUAGUAGCAUAACAAACUCUGUAACUUUCGCUUGGUACUCUUUGAGUAUUUGCGAAAGUGUCUAAACAAUCACCCCGAAGUGUCUAAAAAUGAGGGGGUGGUAAUACCUAAUACAAUACAGGAAUUAUCUGGGAUCUCAUAAUUUAGUAUCAACCCCAGAACAUGUACCAAACACGGGCAGUUGGACUCGUACCUCCAACUUUCUUGAAGAAAAUUGAUACCUGUAAUCACUUUCAUAUUUUAGUCUAAUCUUUUACUGAUUCUAA